GCGAUCUUCUCAUCCUCCAAAAGCUUCUCAAUUUAUUACUAUUCACUAGUGUACUGUUCACCAAAUUAAACUCGUUCUUGAAGAUGUCGAAGGGAAACAUGUCUGUUAAUUCUCCUCUUGAGAGGACAAGCAUGGCUUCGCUUGAUCAAAAGUUGGCCAUGGCAAAGCGCUGUUCUCAUGAGGGUGUGAUAGCAGGAGCCAAGGCAGCUGUUGUAGCCACUGUUGCCACUGCCAUCCCAACUCUAGCCAGUGUAAGGAUGCUUCCUUGGGCAAGAGCUAAUCUUAACCACACUGCUCAAGCUCUCAUCAUUUCCACAGCUGCUGGAGCUGCAUACUUCAUAGUUGCAGACAAGACCGUUUUGAAAACUGCAAGAAAGAACUCGUUCAAGCAACCCUCCAACGUGGAAGCAUGAAGUCGGCUGGGUGGCUUGGAUUAUUCUAAAUCUGGUUCUUGCAUGCUCUACAAGGGGCUAUUAUUAGAGAAAUCCAAAUGCAAAUCCUGUCAAAACUAUAUGUACUAAUAAAUAAGAUGGGACUACAUUUGGAUGGCGGGAUGACCAUCAGCUUAUAUUAUAUGAAUGAAUUAAUGCAAAUCAUUCCGUUUUCCA
This is a messenger RNA of Prosopis cineraria, 608 nucleotides long. Its product is annotated as early nodulin-93. The record is from RefSeq and is a predicted model, not a curated record. Lineage: Eukaryota; Viridiplantae; Streptophyta; Magnoliopsida; Fabales; Fabaceae. The coding region runs from base 84 to 413 and encodes 109 amino acids. The transcript is spliced from 4 exons.